This is a messenger RNA of Xyrauchen texanus (razorback sucker), 4037 nucleotides long. RefSeq names its product proline-serine-threonine phosphatase-interacting protein 1-like. The transcript is spliced from 15 exons. Gene Ontology annotation, cellular component: actin filament; cytoplasm; plasma membrane. Gene Ontology annotation, molecular function: actin filament binding. Gene Ontology annotation, biological process: actin filament polymerization. The record is from RefSeq and is a predicted model, not a curated record. NCBI's taxonomy places the organism in Eukaryota, Metazoa, Chordata, Actinopteri, Cypriniformes, Catostomidae. The coding region runs from base 93 to 1349 and encodes 418 amino acids.
GCAUUAUUUGUUUCCUUUCAGUUCUCUUAAGUUAGCCUCGUUGUACCUUCUCUGUGCCUCAGUCACUUUUACGAUUGUAAAUAGUUUUCAAAAUGACACCAUUACAGUUCAAAGACGCGUUUUGGAGCCCAGAAUUCACCAGUGACUUUGGCUAUGAGACUCUUAUCCAGAGGCUAUGUGAUGGCAGACGAACUUGCAAAGACAUGGAGGAGCUCUUAAAAAUGAGGGCAAUGGCAGAGGAAAGGUACGGCAAGGAAUUGAUUACUAUAGCACGCAAGGCAGGAGGUCAAAGUGAAAUUGGCAAUUUGAAAGCAUCAUUUGACCAACUAAAAUCUCAAAUGGAGAACAUUGGAAAUUUGCACAUUCAGCUCUCUGGAAUGUUACGAGAAGAGGUCAAACGUAUGGAGCAGUUCAGAGAGCGGCAGAAAGAGCAGCGGAAAAAGUUUGAGGGAGUCAUGGAAAAGGUUCAAAAGAGCAAGGUGUCAUUAUAUAAGAAAACCAUGGAGUCUAAAAGGACGUAUGAACAGAGAUGUAGAGAGGCUGAUGAAGCUGAGCUGGCGGCUGAGAAGCUCAACAUUACACCCACUGUCACCCCUAAACAAUCUGAAAAGACACAAAACAAAGCAAAACAGUGCAGGGAAGCAGCCACAGAUGCAGAGAAGCAAUACAUGUCAAACAUUGAACAGCUGGAUAAGAUUCGUCAGGAAUGGGAGACAACGCAUGAGUGCACAUGUGAGGUCUUCCAACAGCAGGAAAAUGAUAGAAUUAACAUUCUGAGAAAUGCUAUUUGGGUCCACUGUAAUCACUUCUCCAUGCAAUGCGUAAAAGAUGAUGAGUGUUUUGAGGAAGUGAGAACAGUUCUAGAAAUGUGUGACAUUACAGCAGACAUCAACAGUUUCAUCCAGAUGAAAAGCACUGGCUCAACUCCUUCAGCACCCAUUGUGUUUGAGAACUACUAUGACAAAGAACCUAUGACGGACAGCAAUGGUGUUGCUCGCUUUGGAGGUGUGAUAAAGAAGUUUUCAAGUCUCUUGCAAGUAAAUUGUGCAGUUGGCUCUAAAAAUAAUUUUCAUGAAUAUACUCUGCCAUCAGCACUUCCAUCUGGUGACAACUCAGAUGGGGUAUAUGCGUCCAUUCCUGGAUUUCAGCAGGAAACACCAAACAAUGCAGCCUUUCAGAGUGAGAAAUACCAGGCUCAGUAUGACUAUGUAGCUCAGUCCACUGAUGAGCUCUCCAUCUCUGCGGGGGAGGUGUUGCUCGUGGUGGAGCAGGGAGAAGAUGGCUGGUGGAUGGUGGAGAGGGAUGGUCAGACUGGGCUGGUUCCAGGAUCCUACUUGACCAAGAUAUGAAUCAAGAGUAGUAAAAGUCUAGAGCACACUGGAAAGUCUCCCCCCUGUCCUUAAAUGGCAUUUAAUAUCCGAGUUAUUAAGGGCACUUCUUAUAAAGUAUCUCAGAGGAGGGCUUCUGAAAAUCUGUAUUGAUCAUUGAAUCUGAUAUUAGAUCAGCUCUCUAACAGGUUCAAUUGUAAUCAACAACUGGUGAUUAUGGGUGAACAUUCUUAAUGUUGAAAUGUAUAUUUAUUGUUUUAUUAGAAAGAUUAUUUAUUGUAAAUAAAAAAACAUCAGAAUGUAUAGCAAACAAUGACCACUACAGCCAUGAUUUCAGUUUGAUUUCAGUUCACAGAGAAGACUGUGUCAGUGCAUUGUCUGAAUGGAGAUUUUUGUGUACAAAUAUGUUUAUAGAAUUUUAGACUUGGUCUCUACAACCUCUGGCAAAAAUUAUGGAAUCACCACACUUGGAUAUUCACCCAGCUUUUUUAAUUCAUAGCUAAUAAAAAAAUCACAGAUAUGACACAAAACAAUUUUUUGAACCUUCUGGCUUCAGAAUGUUCAAAACGCCUCAAAUACAUUAAAUUACACUAUUUUAAUUAACUGCGUAUUUAAAAAAAAAAAUAUGAUGGAAUCACUUAAUGUUGAGGAAAAAAUUAUGGAAUCAUCAAAAUCAUUGCUCCUCCUCUGGCUUUUAUGACAGCCUGAAUUCUUUGAGGCAUUGACUUCACCAAUGAAAAACAAUAUUCUCCAUCAAGCUGGUUCCAACUUUCUCGAAUAGCGGUUGACAGAUCAGCUUUGCAAAGCCUUGUCAUGGACAAAUUAUUUCAAUUUCCAUCAUAUAUUUUCAAUCGGAUUGAGAUCUGGACUGUUUGCUGGCCAUGCUCAUUGAGUUGAUAUGCCUUUCCUGAAGAAGAGCUUUAACACUCUUUGCUCUGUGGCAAGAUGCAUUAUCAUCCUGAAAAAUUACUUAUUUUCUGUCAAUGGAACGAGAAAAGUGAUCAAUAUUUCAACGUACACUUUCAUCCAAUCAUCCACACUCCAAGAUUGCUUCUCUUUAGCCCACUGUAGCCUUGUUUUCUUCUGUUUAGGUGUUAAUGCUGGUUUUCAUUUGGCUUUUCUGUAUGUAAAUCCCAUUUCAUUCUGCUGAUUUCUUACAGCUAUAUCACAAACAUUGACUCUUUGUUUCCACCCAUUUGUUUUGUUGUGCAUUUUCUAUUUUCAAAGUAUAUUGCUUUGAGUUUUCUAUCCUGACACUUUGACGUCUACCUGUAUGUUUUCCUUUUAUAACCUUGCCAUUUUGUUUAUACUUGAACCAAAUUUUAGACACAGCUGACUGGGAACCACCAAAUUCUUUUGCCACACUCCAUGAUAGAUUUCCUAGAUUUCCAUAGGAGGAGUUUUAAAAUCCUUUUCACUGAUUUAAUUGACAACACUCUUGUUGGGGCCAUGUUUCCUUUCAAUUAGCCAAGUCCAACAGCUCAGAAUGGUCUAUAAGCACUCUCUUUUAACUGUAGACUAAUUUGCAUUAGUCUUGUGCAUUUGUUUUAGGAAUGCAAAUUACAAGGUGAUUCCAUAAUAUUUUCCACUAUUUGAUCUGGAAAUAAAUAUGCCAUUAAUUAUAAUAUUGUAAUUUAAUUUUUUUGAGGGAUGUUUCACAAAGCCAGAACUUUCAGCUAUUAAACAAAAAUAAAAUGUGUGUCAUCUAUGAUUUGUUUAUUUGCUACGAAGUAAAAAAGCUGGGUGAGCAUCCUCCAAGUGUGGUGAUUCCAUAAUUUUUGCCAGGGGUUGUAUUUACAUUUUAGAAAGUAAAUCAAUGGGACAAAAGUAACAUAGGAUUGGACUUCAUGGUCAACUAAAAGUCAAAAAAAAGUCAAAGUCAUGGUCAAACUAAAUAUCAAUUAAAGUUUAUAUCAUCCAUAAAUAAAUAUAUAACUCACUGAAAGACUGAUUCUUUAAAUGAUCACAUUUAUUUGUGGGAUGGUUUGAACACUAUUGCGGUGUUUUCACACUAUCACAUUUCAAUGGCACUCUGCAGCACUGUCAGGCAGUUGGUUGAGUGCACUCAAGAGCACAAGUAAUGAAACAAACCAGUCACAAACUUUUUAAAGUUUUAAGUUUCCAAUGUGACCACGAUGUUUGGUCAGGGAACAUUUUAAAACUUUGUAAGCAUUUCACAGGCAUGCUACUGCACAUCUUCUAUUAGAAUCAUAUUUCAACACAUAAUUGUUUAAUGGGAAUAAUCUGCCUAGUGUUUGUGACAUCACAAACCACAAAUAAAAACUCAUUAUCCAUAAUACUUUGUGCAUGUAUUAUGUUUCUUGUUGGAAUCUAGGCUGAUUCCUCAACCUCAUAUUAAAGAUCACUUGCCAAAAUUUGAAAUUGAACAUCAUUAUUAGGACUCCAGCUGCUUUCUGGCUGUCUCACAAGCAACAACAGAAAGCCAAGGAAGUAACUCAAAGGUCAUCUUUGAAAAUGUAUGCAGAGAUCUGUUGUCCUCACACACAGCUUUUUCAGCACUUGCAUAGCAAGGGUGCACAGACACCCAGCAAGCCAACACCAUGUUAAUUCUUUAUCAGGUAUCUGGUUUCACAGUUCUCUUUUCAAAGAUCCUGUUUUAAUGUUGAUCCUUCAUGUUCUUUGUUAAACCAUAAACUGUAUGUGUAAACAAAGAUGACAAAUUAAUUCAUUAUUUUGCCAGGAUGCGUU